This is a messenger RNA of Schistocerca piceifrons (Central American locust), 771 nucleotides long. RefSeq names its product octopamine receptor Oamb-like. The transcript has 5 exons. Gene Ontology annotation, biological process: adenylate cyclase-activating adrenergic receptor signaling pathway. The coding region runs from base 1 to 771 and encodes 256 amino acids. Gene Ontology annotation, cellular component: membrane. Lineage: Eukaryota; Metazoa; Arthropoda; Insecta; Orthoptera; Acrididae. Gene Ontology annotation, molecular function: G protein-coupled amine receptor activity. The record is from RefSeq and is a predicted model, not a curated record.
AUGGGUACGGUCUCAGCGAAACAAACACUGUCUACCAACACCGAGACCAGUUUCGGUGAGACAUGGUCGUGUGGAAAGUUUUCAAGCAACAUCCAUACACAAAAAGGUUUCUGCGCAACUCGUAUUUCCUGUCUGAAAGAAUCUUCGAAGAAUACGGUGUGGAUCUUCGGCGACGUGUGGUGCGCGGUGUGGCUGGCGGUGGACGUGUGGAUGUGCACGGCGUCCAUCCUGAACCUGUGCGCCAUCUCGCUGGACCGCUACGUGGCGGUGACGCGGCCCGUCACCUACCCCAGCAUCAUGUCGCCGCGGCGCGCCAAGAUGCUCAUCGCGGGCGUCUGGGUGCUCAGCUUCGUCAUCUGCUUCCCGCCGCUCGUCGGCUGGAAGGACUCGCACACGGCGCAGCCCCGCCCGGAGCCCUGCCCCUGGACCUGCGAGCUCACCAACGACACAGGGUACGUGCUGUACUCGGCACUGGGCUCGUUCUACCUGCCGAUGCUGGUGAUGCUGUUCUUCUACUGGCGCAUCUACCGGGCAGCGGUGCGCACCACGCACGCCAUCAACCAGGGCUUCCGCACGACGCGCGGCGUGCACUCGCGCUUCGACGACCAGCGGCUGACGCUGCGCAUCCACCGUGGCCGCGGAUCGCUCAACAGCAACCACGACGGCGGCGGCGGCGGCGGCGCCUCCGGCAGCGGCCAGCCCUCACCCAGCCCCUCCUCGGUGGCCGGCCGGUCGCCGUCGGCGCGGCGUGUCAAGAUCAGUGUCAGGUAG